AUGGUUCAUAGACUUGGGAUAAAGUAAAACCUGUAUUUACAAAAAUAAACGAACUAAGAGCUGAAUUUAAAUUUGAAUAACACACAAAGAAUCUAAUAAACGACAUUCCUACAGUUUAAAAAUAUACUUAAAAAUUAAUAGAAUAUAUAAAAUACCUAAACUUUGUUGAAAAAAAGUAAAUUUUUAUACUUAUUAAUUAUAUAUAAAUUAAAUAUAUAUAGAUUUAGAUUUGAACAUUAUUAAUAAGGGGCUAUAACUAUACCAUUUACAUGGGCUGAUUCUUUUAAUACUCAAAAAUCUGUUGCUGUUCCUUCUAUUUAAUAUGAAAAGGCUUGUAUAUGGUAUAACUUAGCUAUUUUAUAUUACACUGAAGGUCUAUCAUUAUAAGAAUCAAACGAUUCUGAUAAAAGAAAGUAGGCGAUUGCUAAAUACAGACAAGGAGCUUGGGCAAUAACCUAAACAAGAAAUUUAGCCUUAAAUAUAAUUCCUGAAGUAAGAUAAAUUCAUUCAGAUUUAACAGAAGAAAAUUUGGAUAUUUUAUAUCAUUUAAUGAUUGCUAAUUCUUAUGUUUGUUUAUUCUAAAAUUUAUUGCCUUAAGAAAUUAAACUCGGUUCUAAUAUUUUAGCUUAAAUUGCACAAGAAGCUAGUAAUAAUUUCACCAUUGGACUUUCUAAAGUAAAUGAAUGUUUAAAAUAAGGUUCUUCGGGAAUAAAUUAAGAACAUCUAACUUAAACUAAGAAUAGUUUAUAUUUCUCGUCUGUUUAUUAUAUGAUAGAAGCUUCUAAUAAAAUGAUAGUCUAUCACAAUUCGGAAUUGGAAGAUAAUCUUAAAGGAAAUCAUAUGGGAUUAGCACUUGGAUAUAUUAAAAAAGUUGAUAAUGUUUUAAAAUAAGUACUUGGAAAUUAAGCUGCCAUGAAGUCUUUAAAUGAAUAAUAGAAAUAAGCUUUAAUUGCUUUGAAAAAUUAAAACGAUUAAAAAUAUAAUGAAUAUAAUAAUAGGAAUUAAUAAAUUUAUAAAGAAUAAGUAAGUGAAGGUGUUUCUAUAGAAGAAGUAAGUGAUAAUUUAUUAAUAAAAGCUGUAGAACCGAAAGAGUUUGGUGUAUAAUUAACUGUAAACGAAGAUGAUUUUUGUUAGUUUAUGAAUGAUGAAAUGAAUAAAUUAAUAAACGAAAUCAAAUAAUUUGCUUUUUGA
Molecule: messenger RNA, 1191 nt
Organism: Ichthyophthirius multifiliis
Lineage: Eukaryota; Ciliophora; Oligohymenophorea; Hymenostomatida
Exons: 4
Biological process (GO): protein transport to vacuole involved in ubiquitin-dependent protein catabolic process via the multivesicular body sorting pathway
Cellular component (GO): endosome
Source: RefSeq, a predicted model, not a curated record